Molecule: messenger RNA, 2946 nt
Organism: Emys orbicularis (European pond turtle)
Lineage: Eukaryota; Metazoa; Chordata; Testudines; Emydidae
Gene: BMP1
Product: bone morphogenetic protein 1
Exons: 20
Coding region: 1-2946 (981 amino acids)
Biological process (GO): proteolysis
Molecular function (GO): calcium ion binding; metalloendopeptidase activity; zinc ion binding
Source: RefSeq, a predicted model, not a curated record
AUGUCCGGGGCCAGGGCGUGCUGGCUGCUCCUGUCCUUCGCGGUGCUGGGACGAGCCCUGGACUUCCCCGAUUACACCUAUGAGCUGGAGGACGAGGAAGACACUGAGCCCAUUGACUAUAAGGAUCCUUGCAAAGCUGCUGCCUUUCUGGGAGACAUAGCAUUGGACGAGGAGGAUCUCAGGUUAUUCCAAGUGGACCGACUCGUGGACCUCAAACGCCGCACCGUCAAGAAAACAGCCACCAACACCUCAGGAAUCAGCACCAACAGCACCAGCCUGAAGUUCAGGAGGCAGCAGAAGAGGCAAUGGAGGCGGGGCCAGGUGCGGUCUCGAAGCCGCCGUGCCGCCACUUCCCGUCAUGAGAGGGUGUGGCCGGAUGGGGUCAUUCCCUACGUGAUCAGCGGGAACUUCAGUGGCAGCCAGCGGGCAAUUUUCCGGCAGGCCAUGCGCCACUGGGAGAAGCACACCUGCGUCACGUUCUUGGAGCGCAAUGCUGAGGAGAGCUACAUAGUGUUCACGCACAGGCCAUGUGGGUGCUGCUCCUACGUGGGCCACAGAGGAGGGGGACCCCAGGCCAUCUCCAUUGGCAAAAACUGUGACAAGUUCGGUAUCGUGGUUCAUGAGCUGGGUCACGUCAUCGGCUUCUGGCACGAGCACACGCGCCCGGACCGGGAUGACCACGUGUCCAUCGUCCGGGAGAACAUCCAACCAGGGCAGGAGUAUAACUUCUUGAAGAUGGAGCCCGAAGAGGUGGAGUCCCUGGGCGAGACAUAUGAUUUCGACAGCAUCAUGCACUAUGCCAGGAACACCUUCUCCAGGGGGGUUUUCCUUGACACCAUCAAGCCCAAAUACAAUGUGAACGGGGUGGUGCCCCACAUCGGCCAGCGGACUCGGCUGAGCAAAGGGGACAUAGACCAGGCACGCAAGCUUUACAGAUGUCCAGCCUGUGGAGAGACCCUCCAGGACAGUCAGGGGAAUUUCUCCUCCCCAGAGUUCCCCAAUGGAUACCCUGCACACGUGCACUGCGUCUGGAGGAUAUCGGUCACGCCGGGGGAAAAGAUCAUCCUGAACUUCACGUCCCUGGAUCUGUACCGAAGCCGGCUGUGCUGGUAUGAUUACGUGGAGGUGAGAGACGGGUUCUGGAGAAAGGCCACACAGCGAGGUAGGUUCUGCGGGAAUAAGCUCCCCGAGCCCAUCAUCUCCACCGACAGCCGCCUCUGGAUUGAGUUCCGCAGCAGCAGCAACUGGGUUGGCAAAGGGUUCUUCGCCGUCUAUGAAGCCAUCUGCGGGGGAGAAAUGAAGAAGGAUAACGGCCACAUCCAGUCUCCGAACUACCCGGAUGAAUAUCGGCCCAACAAAGUGUGCACCUGGAAGAUCACGAUCUCCGAGGGCUUCCAUGUGGGGCUCACCUUCCAGUCGUUCGAGAUCGAGCGGCACGACAGCUGUGCCUACGAUUACCUGGAGAUCCGGGACGGCAGCACCGAGUCGAGCAGCCUGAUUGGCCGGUACUGUGGCUACGACAAGCCCGACGACAUCAAGAGCACUUCCAACAAGCUGUGGAUGAAGUUUGUCUCAGACGGCUCCAUCAACAAGGCUGGCUUCGCCGUCAACUUCUUCAAAGAGGUAGACGAGUGCUCGCAGCCCAACAAUGGCGGGUGUGAGCAGCGCUGCGUGAACACCCUGGGCAGCUACCGGUGUGCCUGUGACCCUGGCUACGAGCUAGCUUUGGACAAGCGCCGGUGUGAGGCCGCCUGCGGAGGCCUCCUCACCAGACUCAACGGCUCCAUCACCAGCCCUGGCUGGCCCAAGGAAUAUCCGCCCAACAAGGACUGCGUCUGGCAUCUGGUGGCGCCUUCCCAGUACCGCAUCUCGCUGCAAUUCGAAUUCUUUGAGACCGAGGGGAAUGACCAGGUGUGCAAAUACGACUUUGUGGAGGUGCGCAGUGGGCUGUCGGCCGACUCCAAGCUGCACGGCAAGUUCUGCGGUGCCGAGAAGCCCGACGUCAUCACUUCCCAGUACAACAACAUGAGGAUCGAGUUCAAAUCCGACAACACCGUCUCCAAGAAGGGCUUCAAAGCCCAUUUCUUCUCAGACAAAGAUGAAUGUUCAAAGGAUAAUGGAGGGUGCCAGCACGACUGCCUAAAUACCUUCGGCAGCUACCAGUGCCAGUGCCGCAGCGGCUUUGUGCUGCAUGACAACAACCACGAUUGCAAAGAAGCCGGCUGUGAUCACAAGGUGACGUCCAUCACUGGUACCAUCACCAGCCCUAACUGGCCCGAUAAGUACCCGAGCAAGAAAGAGUGCACCUGGGCAGUAACUACCACGCCUGGGCACCGCGUCAAACUGACCUUCUCAGAGCUGGAUAUUGAGGGUCAUCAGGAAUGCACUUAUGACCACCUGGAGAUUUACAAUGGGAAAGAUGCCAAGGCUCCAGUCCUGGGCAGGUUCUGUGGGGCUAAGGAACCGGACCCCGUCAUCUCCACCAGCAACAAGAUGUUCCUCAAGUUCUUCUCUGAUAACUCCGUCCAGAAGAAGGGCUUCCAGGCCACCUAUUCAACAGUCUGCGGGGGCCAGAUGCGAGCUGAGGUGAAAACUAAGGACCUGUACUCACACGCUCAGUUCGGAGACAACAACUACCCUGGGGGCUCAGACUGCGAGUGGGUGAUUGUAGCGGAGGAGGGCUACGGGGUGGAGCUCAUCUUCCAGACCUUCGAGAUCGAGGAGGAGGCCGACUGCGGGUACGACUACAUGGAGCUCUUCGACGGCUAUGACGGGACAGCGCCACGCCUGGGGCGCUACUGCGGAUCCGGGCCCCCGGAAGAGGUGUCCUCCGCCGGCGAUUCGGUGAUGAUCAAGUUCCACUCGGACGACACCAUCAACAAGAAGGGCUUCCACCUGCGGUACACCAGCACCAAAUUCCAGGACACUCUGCACACAAGGAAAUGA